AUGCCACACAAACAUCGUUCCAGAUCCCUCUCAGCUUCAGAGAGCAACACCAGCAGCGACUCUUCUAUUUCCUCAAUGGAACACUUGCAACUUCACCUCAAGAAGUCAUCUAAAAAACGCGGGCACAAAUCUGAUAAAGGUGAUCGAGAAGUCAAGAAAGCUAAGAUCUCGAAAGAGAACAACUCCAAACUCGAAGUUCAAGAGGAGUAUCUUGCGGCAGCACAUGCCAUGGCACGUUGCACUGAUCUGUUUUGCAACAUGGAGAAACUCCUAAGGGUAGGUCUACUCCUACAGCAAGAGCAGGCCAUGGAGAAUGGAGAAUUGGAAGAGUCAGAGGCCGAGCGCGAAUCCUGUCAGAAAAGGCUUGCAAGUCUUUCAACCAAUACCCUCAAUCAGUACAGGCACAACUAUCAGCAGUUGCUUCAACUGGCUCCAGGACUCCGAUCACUUAUUGCUGAUUGCGCGAAAUCCAAGGAACUCACUCAGAUCGCACAAAAGAUGACUGCUGUUAUCAGUGGAACACGUUCAGAUGAUGCAACUCGCUUGAAGGCCCAAAUCGGCCACUAUGUGGCGCCUGAACCAUUAAAAGAAGGUUUGAAGCCUACAAUCUUACAUUAG
Messenger RNA from Suillus fuscotomentosus, 618 nucleotides. RefSeq lists its product as uncharacterized. The coding region runs from base 1 to 618 and encodes 205 amino acids. The record is from RefSeq and is a predicted model, not a curated record. Lineage: Eukaryota; Fungi; Basidiomycota; Agaricomycetes; Boletales; Suillaceae. The transcript is spliced from 4 exons.